AUGGAUCUGCUGCAUGUCUAUGAAGACGCCUACAGCCCCCCGAAUGGCACAUGCAUCGCUCCCGACUGCAACAACUUUUGGAGCCUGUUGCAGGAGUCGCUGGGGAACCAAGUCAACCCGAACGAUUGCUGCUACAAAUGGGCGAGAUUCGUUUGUGGACAUCACUUUGCCCGCCACCAAGGCGAUGAUGGCCCCGUGGUCGUCAUAGAGGGCGUUGUCCAGAAGCUCUUUGAAACAGUGCACUCGAUGAUUGAUCCUUCGUAUCAGAGUGAGACGUCAUCUCCCGGAGUCAAAAUUACCUCCAGCACCGGCAACUAUUCCGACAAAGACAUCGCCUUGCUUGAAUCCAUCUUCUCCAAGGAACUCUCUGCCGACAAGAGUGCCGCCAUCCCCACGUCUCGCCAUGACGCCUUGCGGAAUUCAGCCGCCGCGGACGGAGACACAAUGGCCAACGGCACAAUCCACGCCCCCUCGAGUAACAGCUUCACCGAAGACCGCCCCUGGACCACGGCAGCCCCCAACGGAAAUACCACCUUCAACGCGACGCUCCCUCCGGGCCCGAGGCCAGCCGACCUCUGGACCAUGGUCCACAGCUACUUCGACACCUGCAUGAACGCGAGAGACCCGGAAACUAGCUAUGCCGUGCUCCUUGACCUCAUGGAGGAGGUCAGACGCCCCUUCAACGCCCUGGACCACAUGUCUGUCUUUACACACGGCGACCAGCAAGACACGUGGCGGCGGACAGCAGACGCAACACGGCCCGUCGACGUCAUCGACGCGCAAGGAGCAAACAGAGCAAUGCUGAAUCUUGGACGCUACGGCAUCUUUCCGCUGUUCAAAUUUGGAGUUGGAGUUUCGUACAAGGACCACACGCGGACAGGGCCCAUCGUGGCACCCCACCCCCGAACCGGCCUCGACGACCCGGAUCUCUACAAGCUCCCCAGCAUCCUCAAGCGCUACGAACGAAUGCUCGACAUAGUCCUUCCUAAACUCCACGGGCCCUGGGCCCCUACCGUCCAAGACAUGUACAAGCUCUCAAUGAACAUCAUCAACCUGGAAAAAGCGCUGCACACCGUCCUCCCCUCGGACAAGCAAUGGCGAGACAUGAGGCACAGCGUGGAAAGCGUGACCCUUGAGGAACUGAACAGGACGAACCCUCUCCGCCUCGACGGGAUCCUCCUCACCAUGGCGCACGGCGAGGAAGAGAAAAUCGCCACCGUGGACGUCUUGUUCCAAGACUCGCUCCGGAAAUACUGGCAGGUGUUGCGGGGCUUCUCCAGGGAAACGCUGAGGACGUACAUGAUGUGGCAGGCGUUUCUGCAGACAGAAGAGCUGUGGGACAUGUCGUGGGCCAAGGAGUGGAGAGCGUUUAAGCAUGCUCAUUCUCCUGUGCUCGAGCCGAGCCCUCGAUGGGACGAGCACUGCGUCGGCAGAGUCCAGCGACAUUUUGGCCAUUUUGUUGGCGCGCAGCUGAUGAGGGAUGUGUUUGCGCAAGAGGACGGCAAAGACGCCGUAUUUGAGGUUGGACGUAUCACGGCUCGCGUUGGACAUGCUCUGGGGUGCCCUCACCACAUGUCCAGCGGAUGCCUUUCGCAAAUCUACAGAGAAGCACACGUACACGCUGACAGUCCGGGCAUGGCACCCGGGCAAGACCAAACUCACGGGCGGGCGUCGAGUCUGAAUCGUCCCGAGAAAUGGAGCCACUUGCACGACUGGUUUGCACUCGAGCAGCUGCACUGGACGAGAUCGUGGGAGGAUCUUGGCCAACCUCUGGACAGAAACAAGUGUUUGAAUCUGGGCAUGAGUUUCAAAGUAACCGUGUGA
Metarhizium album ARSEF 1941 is the source of this 1824-nucleotide messenger RNA. RefSeq names its product Peptidase M13. Gene Ontology annotation, biological process: proteolysis. The transcript has 6 exons. The coding region runs from base 1 to 1824 and encodes 607 amino acids. The record is from RefSeq and is a predicted model, not a curated record. Lineage: Eukaryota; Fungi; Ascomycota; Sordariomycetes; Hypocreales; Clavicipitaceae.